Phycodurus eques (leafy seadragon) is the source of this 2986-nucleotide messenger RNA. It is a transcript of the gene ikzf5, whose product is annotated as IKAROS family zinc finger 5. The transcript is spliced from 4 exons. Gene Ontology annotation, biological process: regulation of transcription by RNA polymerase II. Lineage: Eukaryota; Metazoa; Chordata; Actinopteri; Syngnathiformes; Syngnathidae. Gene Ontology annotation, molecular function: RNA polymerase II cis-regulatory region sequence-specific DNA binding; DNA-binding transcription factor activity. The coding region runs from base 275 to 1561 and encodes 428 amino acids. The record is from RefSeq and is a predicted model, not a curated record.
UUGUUUUGAUUUAGAAUGCUAGGUUCUUAGCGUGAAAUUUAGCAAAAGGACCGGGCGUAAAUACAAAUGACAGCGGGGACAUUUGAGGAAAAUUUACCCGUACGCGAUAGAGAAGGGCGACAAUGGCGCUGUCAAGAAGAAACUUGUCGCUCCCGCUGACAAAAAGAUGCUUGUUUUAACCCGAUGCUAACGUUAGCUGUCAACCUAAUAUACUUCCUGUCAACAUGGCGGUGAUGAGGAGCGAUGUGUAGCACUCACCUACUGGACACAGUGUAUGUGUUCGCCUUUGGUUUUCACUACUGGCCUGGAUAUUUCACACAAGCAAAUACAACGGAUUGUUGGAUAUUUCCAUUCCUUGCUUUCAAUGGGCGAGGAAAAGCCAGACACGCUGGACUUCGUGAAGGAUUUCCAGGAGUAUCUGAGCCAGCAGACGCAGCAUGUCAACAUGAUAUCAGGCUCCGUCAGCGGCGUCAAGGAAGCGGAUGAGCUACCGGCUGACUGCAGUCAGAACGGGCUCGAUCACCCGACGGUGGACAUGAACCUUGAAGAUGGAUCUGGGAUGUUGGUGGAUGGUUUUGAGAGAACCUUUGACGGCAAACUCAAGUGCCUGUACUGCAACUACGCCACCCGAGGCACAGCGAGACUCGUUGAGCACAUUCGAAUGCACACAGGAGAGAAACCUCACCGCUGCCACCUGUGCCCGUUCGCAUCGGCCUACGAGCGCCACCUGGAGGCCCACAUGCGCUCGCACACGGGCGAGAAGCCGUACAAGUGCGAGCUGUGCUCUUUCCGCUGCAGCGACCGCAGCAACCUGUCGCACCACCGCCGCCGGCGCCACAAGCUGGUCCCGAAGAAGGACGCCCAUUCGCUGUCCCACAAGAAGAUGCUGAGCGUGCUGCAGAAAAAAGCUGGCUCGAUUAGCUACGGCCGCCGCCUCCUCAUCGCCUCGUGCUCUUCUUCCGCGAUGACGCCUAGGGGCGACGACGUCGACGACUGCUCCCGUGAGCUGCCGCAGGAGGUUGAUGAUGAUUGCGCAGGCGAGGAGGACACUCAAACUUGCCAUCAUUCGAACCUGAUCAUGGACAACCCCCUCAACCAGCUCUCCGCCCUGGCAGGCCAGUGUGCCAGCCUCCCUGCUUUGGUCCAGCCCCCCGUGUCCCCAGGAGCUGAAUCCGUCGUGGAUGAGAAGCCCCUCCUGAUCCAGCAUCCACCCGCCUCCUCCUCCCCGAUCACCCCCGAACCACGCGCCCCCACUCAAUCCAGCAACUGUAGCCCCGCGGGCAGAGCCUGCAGCGAGCACAGCGUUCACGCCAGCACCCCCAGCGUGUCCAACAGCCAGCCCGGCACGCCGGCCCCCGGCCAGUCGGCCCCCCUGCUGGACCACCGCCGCGUCCUGCAUCACUGCCAGCACUGCGACAUCUACUUCCCCGACAACAUCCUCUACACCAUCCACAUGGGCUGCCACGGCUACGAGAACCCAUUCCAGUGCAACAUCUGCGGCCACAAGUGCAGGAGCAAGUAUGACUUCGCCUGCCAUUUUGCUCGCGGUCAGCACAAGUGACAAGUUUUGAUAACUUUACAGGAUUUUUAUUUAUUGAUUUGUUUUCUCCCCACUUGGCCUUGAUGUAGCAUUUAUCCUUCCAAAAAGAUGUCAGAAUUCAGAUGGAGCCCUUGUCUCUGAUCAGUGAACGUUUUUCACAAGCGGAAGGAGUCAUAAUUUUAUGAAGGAGUCAAUAGCGCCACUGAUGAGAACACAUUUGUAACUCUACAAUUAAUAUUUUUAAAAUUUCGAGAGAAUAACGGGGAAUUUACUUUGGAAAAGAGUUGCAAUAUUACGAGAAUAAGUACAGGAAAAAAAUGCAAAUUUUAGACAGAAAAUGUCACUUGCAAAUUAUUUUAUAAGAGUAAAGUUGUAACAUUGGAGAAAAAAGUUUUCAUUUAAAACAACUCAUAAGAAUAGAGUCGGAAUACUACAAGAAUCAACUCAUAUGAGGAAAGUGCAAUAUAACACGAAUACAGUGAAAAUGUUCUAACAUCACAAGAAAAGUAGUAAUUUUAUGACAAUAAAGUUGUCUUUUAGGAGGAAAACAGUAAAAUCACAAUUGAGGAAAAAAAAACAUUUUAUAAGAAGGUUGUAACAUGAAAACUGUGUAAUAUUACAUAGAAAAUAUUAGAUUUUCUGAGAAAAACAAAGAAUCUGAAUAUUUCCUGAAUAAAGUGAAAAUAUUGAAAAAACGUCAACAUUUUACAUGGGAAAAGUCUUAAAAUCCCAUGGGAAAAAACAUAUUACAAGGAGAAGUUAAAAUGGUACAAUAAAUUAGUCAAAUUUUACCAGAGAAAAAUGUAAUAUUUCACAAAUAAAGCCAAAAUAUUAUGGGGGGAAAAGUCGCAAUUUUUUGGAAUUUUAUAAGAAAAAGUUGAUUGCUGAUUAAAAGUAUGAAAUAGUUGUCAUAUCACAAGAAUAAAAGUCCAAAUUUUACGAUAAAAAGUCCUUUUGCGGGACUGAAGUAAUUUACGUGCAUACAAAAUCUGAAUGUUACAUGGAUAAGGCCAAAAUAUAAAAAGUCAGAAUUUAAUGAGCAUAAAGUUGUAAUAUUGCAAAAAUCAUUAUUUUACCAGAAGUUGUAAUUCUAUGAAACAGAAGUCAGUACGAGAAAUGAGAAACUAAAUUAAAUUAAAUGAAAUAAAUGAGAAAUUGUCAUUUCAGGUGAAACUAUUGUAAUAUUAAGAGAAAAUAUUUAUAAAAUGAGAAACAAAGGUACAAUUUUAAACAAAUGAAAUCUUUGAUGUGGAAAAAAUAUUAUAUGACAGUAAAGUGGUAAUCAUCGUACGAACAGUUUAGUGUUAUUGUGCAAACUUUUUUUCUGGGGAAAAAUAUAACUUAGCCCAUAAUAUUCCAAUUUUGCUAUGGGGGAAAAAAAUACUGCUCUCACAAGUCUCUUUUUUCCCCUCACCUUUUUUUUACUCUUUCAUACAAAUUAAAUAA